Perkinsus marinus ATCC 50983 is the source of this 2407-nucleotide messenger RNA. RefSeq names its product dual specificity protein phosphatase, putative. Gene Ontology annotation, biological process: protein dephosphorylation. The record is from RefSeq and is a predicted model, not a curated record. The coding region runs from base 1 to 2325 and encodes 774 amino acids. NCBI's taxonomy places the organism in Eukaryota, Perkinsozoa, Perkinsida, Perkinsidae. Gene Ontology annotation, molecular function: protein tyrosine/serine/threonine phosphatase activity. The transcript has 15 exons.
AUGGUGGAUGAGGACCCUGUUGAGCUCUCUGUGUAUCUGAGUGCCUCGAGCCGUCGCUCUCUACAGGGUGGAUUCUGCCAUCUGACUGCGUGGAUGUUCACAUCGGGAGACAAAGGCGGUCAGACUCUUGUCAAGGACAUUCCUUUGAAACUCCACGGUUCGCGUUCCGAGGCUCAGAGGACGGCUACUGCGCAGUUCACUUGGACUUGGGACCCUAAGGCUUGUUAUGUCGUAUUGUACACGUUCCCGGCCACAGCUCAGUCGUCAUCUCAAUCUCGCAUUCGAGCUAGCAAUUUCGCUAGGUGGGCGCUGAAGGCGAUAGAGAUGUGCACUCCUCGAGGGUUGGCCUCUUGGGUUGGUGCGUCAGAUCCCAACAUUGAGGAGAGCAUUGAACGUGGUGGCUCUGUGGAAGGGAGUGUGAGAGACGCCUACGUUGUAUACGUUUGGAGCGGCAAGGAUGCUGACUUGACCGUCAAGGUUACGGCUUUGGCUCGGGGAUAUGAUUUGGGUAAGGCUCUGCGAUGCUCAGGAGUGUCAGAGAGAGGGAGUUGGUGCGGCUCAUCGGCGUUGAGAAAAGUUAUUGGGGUUGACGCUCAGCCAGAUGGAGGGGAUGAAGGCUCUUCUUCUCGUCGUGAGACUCAGAGCGCUAGAGCGGGGCCGAGUGGGAGGAGACGUAUGAUUAGCCCUACCGAGGCCGAUCUCUUGGAGAAUCCACCGAAGUCAGCGAGAUCCUCCGAGGCCUCUUCUGGGAGAAGGCAACAGAAUGCUGUGGCACAACCGCUGAAUAUACCCCGGCCGAAGACUGAUCUGGAGUUGAUUCAGUCAUUUGACCUGAGUCCAAAUGCCGAUAAUUCACAUCUUCCUGCUGAGGUUCAGAACGAGCUCCGUUUGCAUCAGUACAGGUCGCAAUGCAGCGAGAUUUUACCUGGGGCUCUCUACCUCGGGGGAGCGAAGGUUGCAUCAAAUUUGGAGAUACUGGAGGAGAAAGGGAUCACCCACAUUGUUAACACGGCGGCUGAUGUGUGCAGUAACUCAUUUGCAAACAGGAACAUCAAGUAUUUGACCUUAUUCCUGAAGGAUGCGAGAGACGAGCCUAUGCUCCCUGCAGUGCUUUAUUGUACUAUGCUGUGGAUUCAUUCCGCGAUCACGGAAGCAAAAGGCAAAGUUCUAGUCCAUUGCUUUGAGGGAGUUAGCAGGAGCUCUACAGUUGUCAUCGCAUAUCUGAUGUGGCUCAGAGCUUGGACGUAUAACCAGGCCUUUAACUGGGUCAAAGCUAUUCGGCCCAUCUGUAGCCCGAACACGGGAUUCACUUGUAUUCUGAUAGUCUUCGGCAAGAAGCUUGAAAGGGCGAGAGGGCCUCAAACCUUGAUGGAGGCGACCGCGGCUUAUCCCACCAUCUCGAGGGUCACGGUACACUCAUUGCGUACUCUUCCUACAGCUGCGGCACUCAUGAUCGCCUUGCCAGUCUCAGCAGGAUCGGCUUUGGGUGCCGAAGCCCCUACGAUACCGUUGAAAAUUGAUUCUCGAUUCGCCCAUAUUCUGCAACACGACAGGUCGGUCGUCAUUUUGCGGUCAGAAGCAACGAGAGCCGAGAUAAUCGAUACGGCAAUCGCUGAGCAUUUGCGCCGAGUUCGAAUUGUCGAGUUUGGCUGCGAUGAAGAUGAAGAUGGUCCAUUGGAAGUCUUUGAAAUAUUUAUUGAUGGUGAAGUUGAUAAUGAAUCGAUGGCAGCUCUUGGGAAGAUGAUUUCCCCGAGCUCCGCGAUCACUGAACUCUCUCUGGAGUCUCUCAUACAAACGAUUACGAAUUCAGCGUGGGAUGAAGAAUACAAUGCUAUAACCGAGAGCGAAGGACGACCUUUGGAUGCAUCCGGGGAUGGCACUGAGACGCCGAGUAUGACACAUGUGGCAGACUAUGUACCGCCAGUAGGCCGCGAGAUCCUCUCCCUGGGCUCGCUCAAUGGUGCGGGGAAGCCGACUCCUGCCAAAGAUCAUGAGGCUCGGGAAUAUGAUGUAUCGGGCGGGGACGCUGACGGAAAGACAGAGGUUUACUGCUAUCCCGACGUAGAGUACUCCAGUCGGCUUACACAAUUCGAGCCAGAUGAGCUUGAGGAGGGUGAAGUUUUCAUUAUAUUCGUGCCACGUCGGAAGCUGCUGGUCAUUUGGGUGGGCGAGGGCAGUGCUCAGCCACCGGACCAACGAAUCGAGAGUAUACGCAAGAUCCUCUGCGAGCGGCAUCAUGAUAUGGAUGAAUCGUCAGUUGAAGUUGAGGUAGUAUAUCAAGGCGAAGAGAUGGAUGAGUUCGAGGAGUACUUUGAUGAUGAUUAGUAUCAUUCAUGACACUGGUAUUGCCAGCGACUGAUGAUGUCUCAUUUGAAUGACACCUACUCCUGUUGCUGCAGUAACCCGG